Messenger RNA from Podarcis lilfordi (Lilford's wall lizard), 9444 nucleotides. The record is from the annotation of a GenBank genome assembly. Lineage: Eukaryota; Metazoa; Chordata; Lepidosauria; Squamata; Lacertidae.
GCUAAAGAGGAAGGAGACAGAAGCAUUCCAAGCCCAGCUGGUGCUAUGGCUAAGGAAGUGUGUCUGCUACCCCUUCCACAAAAAAUCAUUUUUUAGGCUUCUUGGGUGUCUUUGUGUUUGGAGCUUUCCACUCCAAUUAUGCAUUUGGUGAGCAUCUGCUUCCCUACUGCACAACACAUUGGCACAAGGUAUGUAAAGUUAACAAGCGCUGAAAUACAUAUAUUUUAUGAAAACUUGUGUUUUCUUUCGGUCAGCUUGUUUUUAUUCUCUUUUAUUCAUAACUUUAAUGUGUAUAUUAUGCUCUACAUAAACGGAUUAGAGGUUUUAACAAUAAAACAGCAUACAGAUUUUAAGAAUAAAAUAACCAUGUGCCUUUUAAGUUGAGAGGUCUGCAGCUUUGCUAAGGAAGUACUGAUGCACGGGGCUGAAUAAAUGGGAAUAUUAAAGCGAUUAUUAUUAAUAGUAUUAGUAUUAUGCCCUGCCUUGGCUUCCUAUGUUGAAUUCAACAGCCGUCUACAAAUCAUGGAGCUUUCCUCGCCACCUGACUUGCUGAAUUUCUACUGGUCACACGGGUGGGGAAAGAAUAGGAACCCUGACAUUUUUAUUUAUUUUUAGGUGGCAAUCCUGGAGAAUGCGCAACACGACGCGCCUUAAAAGCAUGGGGGAGGGGUGUUUUUGCUGCUCGUCUGACAGGAGGCGCUCGUAGGAGUAGAGCAGGAGCGGCCCCUGGUGGCCAAGGAACGCAGCUGCACCCUUAGAAGGCCGGUGCGGAGAUCCCUCCUUUACGCGUCGCAAUGACGCAGCAAGAAACCUCGCCCGCCGCCCCCUCCCUCGCCGGGUCUGUGUGACGCAGCCGCAAUUGCCGGCGUGGCCCCCGCCCGGCUUUGGCCUGGGCCUGUUUCCCUCCCGUUCCCUCUGCCCAACGCCGCACUCACUCACUGUCCAGGUAGUGCUCCAGGUACAAGGCCGCCGCCGCCAUCUCGCGCCAACCAGCCGGCCAGCCAACGCCCACCCUCCGGCCCCGCCGCGAUCGGCGCUGUCACGCGGGCGCCUUCGCAAUGGCCGGUCGGGGCUCUCAUUGCAUAGUCAUGAGAGGCCGGCGCCGAUUGGCCAAGCGGACGCCGCCGCCGCUGCAUAGGAAUGAGGGGGCGUGGUGGGGGAUACGACGUCAACGUUCGUUCGCCAUCGGCCGGAAUGGGCCGAUUCCCGGUGUCCGCGGCGCGUGGUGUUACCCCCCCCCCCCGAUUUCCUCCCGUCGUAAUUCCCGCGCAGGUCCGGCUACGUCUUUCCCGCGCGGUGUUCGCGUGACGCAGUUCCAGGCGUACACGUGUCUGUUUGGAAGGGAAAACGCCACUGAAGCCGACGGAGCUUCCUUCAAAUAAAUAGAAGUGCGCGGGAGCUCGCGGGUUCGGGCUGUACAGACGUGGCAGAGCAAACGCGUGUUAGUCUCCCGGAAAGCUGGCUUGUAUUUUGCAGCAUAAGUAGCCUUAGCGGAAUAAAAAAUAAAAGGGGGGCAUCUUCUCAGGAUUUCUGCAUCCACCCAAGGACAGAAACACUCUGCUUUUAGCCUUUAAGCGUCUCUUCCUUGGCACCUCCUCAAGAUGUCCCUUAUUUACUGUACCCAUAAAAUCGCUCUUUUUUCAAAGGGUGUAGAGAGAAGAAAGAUGUUUUAUGUACCAUGACGCACAGCGCAAUCCUACGCGUGCUUACUCUGUAAGAAGUGGCACGGUUUUCGGUGUAGCUUAUAGCCCAGGUGAGCUUUGCGGAGAAUGGGUGCUUCCAGUGUGAACUAGACGCUUCUGGUUACCGUCAACGUGGAAAGAAAGAUCAUUCUUACAGAUAAAUAUGUAAACAUACGACUUUUAUUUAUAAUAGAAAAAAUAUAUAUGGUUGCACGUAAUUCUGAAAGCUUUAUUUAGUUCAUUACAUAAAAAGGAGGCCUGUUUAAUGCCCCCACUUAUAACGGGCUGCGUGCAAUAUGGAUGGACCUCCAUUUCUCCCCGUAUCAUCACUUAAGAUUUUUGUUUUUGUUUUAAAUCCACGCUUCCAAAACUCUCCUGGCAUUCUUUUAUAUUUAUAUAUUAAAAAGGUCUCAGGGCGGUUUACAGAACAAAAUCAAAAAAUAAAACCACGCAAUAUAUAUUCAAAAUAAAAACAACCCAAUAACCCCCCCUCCAAAUUUUAAAAGGGCAUCAGGGGGCGUGGGUGGGCGAAUGCGCGAAACGCUCGUCUGGAUCCCACGCGUGCGUGCAAAACGCGCGCGCCCUCGAAUCCCCGAGGGAUUUAGCUACAAAACACGGAUGCCCGUAACGAGAUUUCCCCCACGUUAAGGGUACAAGUUUACUGGCAAAUCUGUUGCGCCGACAUCAGAAAAGCGUUGUGCUCUUGAGUGCGUUUGCUUUGGUAUUUUACACCUUACGUUCAAACUCAACUAAGGGUUAAUAUCAGCGAGAUGGACAAAAAACGCCUAGAAAGAAAGCGGCUUCCAACGGACUAAUCCUGUCGAGCACCGCGCAGACGGCUUCUUUGAUCGCGCAAUCGACUUCUGCUUUUUUUCAGACGGUUCCGCUUUGCUGUGUUUUCCGUGAUCGCGCGAGAGUUUGGUCACCAUGGUUACACCAGAGCCGCUCUACAUGCGCCGGAGGACUGUACUCUGUGAUUCCGCCAAAAGCGCGGGAAGCUGCAGUUGUCGUUCGAUCUCCUUCGCUUCGCCGCUGACUGAGAAGGGGGCGCCAUGGCUGGCAGGCGAGGGGCGCUGAUCGUGCUGGAGGGGGUGGACCGAGCUGGCAAAAGCACGCAGACCAGAAAGCUGGUGGAGGGCCUGCUGGCAGGGGGACACCGGGCCGAACUCCUUCGGUUUCCCGGUAUGCGAGGCAGCUGCAUGCAGGAAGGCGCAGCCCCUUCGCCACACUGCCUUAGAUUUACCUGUGUAGGUUGUCGGCAAUUCCCCUGCUGUGGCAGCAUGUCUGUGCCUUUAACAGACGGAUGGCAGGGUGAAAGUCGAGAGCUGCACACAGCCUCUCUCGCUACGGAGAUGCAGUGGCGGGAACGCUUCGUCUGUGGGAUUUCUGUCUGUCCUAAGGCUGCCGAUGGGGUGGGAAAAGGGGCCAAAUCUAAUACGUUUUGUGGCGGUGCUAGUGAUGUGUAGAAAGCGUUCCUUACCAGCAUUGUCAUAGAUUUGGGCUGAGUCAUUGGCCCUCCUCAUAGAUAAGCGCCUCGAGUUUUUCUUAAUUUAAUUUAUCUAAUAUCUAAUCAUUUUUACAUUCGAAAAAGUAAGUUUAUGGUUGUUGGGGCGGGGUGUUGAAAGCUUAUUUAACUUGGGGUGUCUUUGAAACCAUGGUGCAAAGUAGUGCUUAUUAAUGAAAAACUUAAACUAAGUACGAUGCUAUCAUCUUAGAUCUGCUUUCUAACUGAAUUGGCAUUCUGGUAUGACCAUGUGUGUUAGGAUACCUUGUGACAUGCAGAGAGAGAGAGACAAAUAGCAUUAAACCAUCCUUGUGGCAAAGGUACAGUGAUGGAAGAUGCAGUAACACAUAAAGUGGGUGUAAUCCCACUUGUGGGUUGAGAUCAUGGUUAUCUAUUUUCUGCCUAGAUUAGGGUUAACAGACAUUCCUGGGGACAGUCCCUGGAUUUGCAAAUCUGUCCCGGGACAAAUUCCAUUCCCGGAAUGUCCCCAGAUUUGCUAAUCUGUCCCUGGGAAACGUGACAGCGGCAGCCCGGUGCUGGCCUGGUAGCGCAGUUGGCUCUGGCUGGCUUCAGGAGCUGUCCGCUGCCACUGCCGAAGGGGAACCAGUGAUGUCCCGUGGUACAGAUCUCCUGCCCCCUGCCCCCUUUGUUUUGACAGAUCGGGGGAGGCUCGGGAAUCGCAGGCGGGCAGCCGUUGCCCAGUUUUUUAAAAAACUCUGCACAUUUAUAUUUUACAGGGUGCGAAAGAAGGGCUUUGCACCUUGCCUGGCAGAGAAACCGUGCGCCUUGCGCCCCUCCUGGGCAACAGCCGCCUGCCUGCCUGCGACUCCCGAGCCUCCCCCAAUCUGUCAAAACAAAGGGGGAAGGGGGAAGGAGAUUGGGGAAGGCUCGGGAGUCACGGGCGGGUGGCGUGCCAUUGCCCAGUUUUUUAAAAACUGCAUUUAUGUUUCACAUGGUGCAAAAGAAAGGCUUUACACCUUUAUACAUUAUGCAUGUGUGCUUGGCCCCAGGGUCUUUUGCCUCACUACUAACUCCCUGUUGCUACUCAGCUUAAAAAAAAAAAGUGUCCCCGGAUUCAUUGAAAAAAAUCUGGUAUCCAUAGCCUAGAUGCUGGGGAAUGUAUAUUUAUGAUAUUGAAUGCUGCUAUCUUUUUAGGAAGUAGCAUUUCCAAUAGUGAUGUGCAUUGGGAAGAGAAUAUUACAGAAUUUAUAGAAGCUGAAUAUGUUUGUCUUAUUCCACUCUUGUCUACAUCUUAUUGCAGACAGAACUACAGAAAUCGGACGGCUGAUAAGUUCCUAUUUGGAAAAGAAGAACAAUUUGGAGGACCACACAGUGCAUCUGCUAUUUUCUGCUAAUCGCUGGGAGCAAGUGUAAAUAGAAUUCUUGUGAAAUACAUGAGUACCUUUUUGAUCCCCUAAUUCAGUGCUGCUUUUCUGCUUGGGGAGAAUACUGGGUGAGAUCUAAUGUAGUGUGGGUGGAUGUCUACUCCCACAGGAAGUCUUCAUAUUUCUCUCCUUGGCUCCCCUACCUGCUCUUGUUAUGCAAGCAAAUUUCUGUUGUGCAAGCAGGUAGAUGUUAUUGAAUGUCACCACAUGAGUCAAGUGCCUUAAUAAUUGGAAUUUAGGCAUAUUUCUCAAAAAAUGAAAAAAAUCAAACUUAUUCUGUCUAGUUGGCAAUUCAUGCUGAAGAGAGGAUAAGAGAAAUGUUUGUAUUUGAUCAAGAUUCAUGCAUGAUGCUGGAAUUACAGUUGCUUUCGGGGACUGGAUGCAAAAUAUAUUACAAAAGGCUAGGGUAAUAAAUACUAAUCCAGAAUAAAAGCAAUUGUGAUUCACUUACCUCCAUAGAUUCCCCCCCUUCCUGAUUUCUUUCCCACAUUCUUGAUGUAAGAAUACAUCUACAUAUUACAUAUCUUGACUUGUAGUUAACACAUAAUCUUUCAUCUGUUUUCAUAUCUUGUUCUAUUGGUAACAGCGCAGUGGGCUGGUUUGCAUGUAAUAGUAUUCCAUGGUUUAUGGCUUACUGUGAAUGAGCAGCAUUCUAAUGCAUGCUGUUGAUUCACACUAUGCAUGUUUUGUUGCUUCUGGCUUUGGGCAGAGUAGACUGAAAGAGAAAGUAGCAUGCUCCUUAUUCACGGUAUUGUGAUGUGCCCAGUGUUUUCUUGCAUUUCCUCAUUCAUUGUCUACCUAUUGACCACACUUACAAGGAGUGAAUUAAUAGUGUUGAUGCCUUAACAUCUCUUAUUGGUGAAGUUGUGAGGCAUUGUUUCCUAGUUAAAUGUUUAUUAAUUAACAACAUUUAAUCAAAUUAAUGCUCACCUUUUUUGGCCAAAUUACAUUGUGGAAAUUAAGGUGCGCAUUAGUUUCGAUGGUGCAUUUACAUUCGCCAGCAAAUACUCUUUUUUUGGUUUCAUGGUUCUGAACAUUGAGGUGUGCAUUAGUUUUGAUGGUGCAUUAGACUCAAGUAAAUAGGGUACAGUAAUUCAAAAUGAUAUGGCAUAAUUUAUGCAGGAGAAGAAAAAUAUCCAAGCAAUUCUUAGCCCACUUCUGGUGACUUCUUAAAUAAGACUGUGUUUGGAAAUACUUAAGAAAUAGGUUACUUAGCCAUUUAGCAAAUUUUUAUUUGUAUGUAGUAAGCAAACUUAAAAUAUAUACCAUGUUAACUUUAUAUGUCAGAUUCCCCCCUCCCCAACAAUAGUCAAAAGUUGUGGAACUCAAAUACCAUAUAUGGGGGGGAAAUCAAUAUACAGAAGCACAGUUUGGCUGCAGUCCCAUACACCAGGGUUUGGGAAUCUGUGGCCGUCCAGAUGUUGGACUCCACCUCUCAUCAGCGCCAGCCAGCAUUGCCGGAUGAUGGGAGCUGCAACCAAGCAGCAUCUGGAGGUCCACAGGUUUCCCAUCUCUGCUGUGCAUGUUCAUCUGGGAAGAAGUCCCAUUGAACUCAGUUGUACUUGCUUUUGGGUAGACAUGCAUGUGAUUGCACUCAGUGUGGUUUAAAUGUUAUAGUCAAAUCCAAAGCUUUAUAAAUAAACGUCUUAGAAAUUAGGUUAUUGGAAUACGUGUAUAGACAUUACAGGAAUAGCAUACAUUUCCUUACGUUGUUUAAACUUUUGAGAAAGAAAAUGAAGACACCGAAAACUGUUAGCAUGCACAUUUACCAAAUUAUUUGCAACUUUGAAAUCACCCAAUUUAUGAAACUGCAUUUUUUAAAAAAUGCAUUCUUAUUUACAGUAUACCACCCAGAGUAAAAGGUAAAGGGACCCCUGACCGUUAGGUCCAGUCGCAGAUGACUCUGGGGUUGCGUCACUCAUCUUGCUUUACUGGCCAAGGGAGCCGGUGUACAGCUUCCAGGUCAUGUGGCCAGCAUGACUAAGCCGCUUCUGGCGAACCAGAAUAGCACACGGAAAUGCCAUUUAUCUUCCCGCUGGAGCAGUACCUAUUUAUCUACUUGCACUUCAUGCUUUCGAACUGCUAGGUUGGCAGGAGCAGGGACUAAGCAACGGGAGCUCAUCCCGUUGCAGGGAUUCGAACCGCCAACCUUCUGAUCAGCAAGCCCUAGGCUCCGUGGUUUAACCCCCAGUGCCACCCACGUCCCAGAGUACUCUUGUCUUAACGAGGGUGCAUCCAGAGUCGUUUGCGACUGGACUUAAUUGUCAGGGGUUCCUUUACCGUUUUUUAUCCAAAUGUCAUAACAUUUUCGCCAUAUAAAUACAGUCCCAGGAAUUUUAUACCUUGCAUCACUGCUUUAUUCCAAAUUAUUAUGCUUCGAUUUUUCUCUAAUAGUGGUAUCUUUCUACCAUUCAGACCAUUGAUUAAAGAGAAAUUAAACCAAGGUAUCACUCUGGUAGUGGACAGAUACGCGUUUUCUGGAGUGGCGUUCACAGGUGCUAAAGAGGUGGGUAAAAAACACCAAUUCAGCCUCAUAGAAAUAUAGUAUUUAGGGAAAGAUUUGCUGCAUUGAAGUCUCAGAUUCAGUGGUUCAAUCCUUGGCAUCUCCAGGCAAGUUAAGGGAGAAACCCUGUCUGAAAUAUCAGAGAGUGGUAGCCAGUACUGAGCUAGAUUAAACCAGUGGUCCAACUCAGUAUAACGCAGCUUCCUGUGUUGCUGUCAAAUUGCUCCUUGACUUCAUUGGGCUGUUUGCUGCACCUCUCAUUUCUCUCCGAACAGAACUUCUCCUUGGAAUGGUGUAAGCAACCUGAUGUUGGGCUUCCAAAGCCAGACUUGAUCCUUUUUCUUCAGUUGAGCACGUCUGAAGCAGCCAAACGAGGAGACUUUGGAAAUGAACGAUAUGAGUACAGCUCUUUUCAGGAGAAAGUUCUGCAACGCUUCUACCAUUUGAUGGAAGACAAGACUUUAAACUGGAAGGUAAAAAAGGAAACUUCUGGAGGAGCACUGUGGGAUUCAUAAGCCAAAAAAAAUCAAACAACCCUUCUAGGAGAUCUGAAACAUCUGUUGAAGGGGAAGAAAAACUAGUAGGAUGAGAGUAAACAGGCAUCAACGUAAUACCUUAUUAGUAUAUUUUGAUACUAUAUUUCUUCCACCAACCGUUCUUCUGUAGUUGGGUUGUACAUGAGGAGUGUUUCAUGUGUUUGUGGUUUUGUUUUGGAUGCAGGUGAUUGAUGCUUCAAAGAGCAUAGAAGAUUUGCAUAAUGAAAUAAAAUCGUUUGCAGAGGAGGUCAUGCGAGAAGCUCAGUACAAACCCAUAGGAGAACUGUGGAACUAGGACUGGAGUAUAUCAUCUCCUAGGCGUCACUUCUCACCUAGCCAAAAUCUGCACCGUUCACCUUCAAGCAACCCUGUAUUUAUAUUAUCAAAUAGGAUUUGUUAGACUUGCUCUUGAUGCAGCUCUCUUCUUUCUGUUUGGGGUGGCGUUUUAUAAGAGGCUGGUCUGGCAGCUCUGUCGGGACUUGGACUGGAGUAGAUGCGUGAAAGAAGCAUUAGACAAAGGUCUUUUUGUCCUACCAAGAGAGACUUAAUACUUCAGCUGUAUAGUAGCUGUUGUUUUCCAGAGUCAUAAUUUUAAAACAGUUUUUCUUUUCGUAAUGAGGGGGAAGAAGUUUACUAAUAAAUCUCAGAUUUUCACCUAAUUUUGUCAAGCAGAAACUUAUGUUGAGUGGAGAAUCUUUUUCAACCCAAAGACCACACUGCCUCAUGGGCAACCUUUUAGAAGGUCACAUGCCAGUGGUACGCAGUCUGAGAGGCAAGAAGUGGGUAGACAGCAGAACAACUCUUCCCUUUGUAUGGUAAGCUUCGUUCCAGCUAUGCAAAAUUCAAAGGUUCCUGUACACACAUGCACCUCUCCAGUCACACAAGCAAGAGGCAUUAUCAGAGUUCAAGGAUGUAGUCCAGCCCUACAGAAGCAGUCAAGGAAGAUCCAUUGCUGGGUUGGUAAGUGGUAUGGGCUGAGGCUAGGGGUGGGGCCUGGGCUUGUUCCAAGGGCCAGCUAGGGAAUUACCUGGAGGUUCCUUAUCCCUGCAAUAUGUACUUGAUAGGAUGGCUUAAAUAACUUGAAACAUGCCUACCCCAGUGCUGAUUAAGCACCUUUCACUCUAGAACAGAGUGAUUAACCUGUCACCCUCUAUAUGUUGUUGGACUUUAACUCCCAUCAGCCUCCACCACCAUGGCCAGGGGUUGGAAAUGGUGACAACUGUAGUACAAGAUCUGAUGGGCCACAACAUAGCCACCCCUGCUCUAGAUCAAGAUGCUUUAGGGUGACUUCAUGUGAUGUUUCACCCUGCCUUCCCAACAGAGAAUAGUGCAUCAACUUCCCAACCUAAAUACUUGGAGCGACACACAACCCUUUGCCACGGACAGUAUUUUUCGUUUCCUGCAAAAAUGAGGGAAAGUGUCAUAUGAGAGAGUUGAGGUUAUGGUACAUGGUCAAAAUAAGGCUAACUUAAUAAGGAAUCUUAACUCUAGCAUGGCACAGGAACCCUCCAGAAGUUUUAGCCUACAACUCCCAUCAUUCUUGACCAUUGACCACGCUGGCUCGGUUUAAUGGUAAUUGGGAGUCCAACAACAUUUGAAGAGCCUUGAAAACUCAACUGGCAGUUCACUGGAUGACUCUGGUUUUCAGUAUUAUGAAAGGAGAAAUGUUUGCACGCUUUUAAAACACUACACCUAAAACCAUUUCUUUGCUAAUUAUAUUAGCCCCAUUUAUGGUGUUUGUUUUUAGUAGUAUUACGGGGGCUGCUGUCCAAUUAUGUAGUAAAGAUCCUGAUUAGAGCAGUGUCUUAAUGAAAGUACUGUAUUUUAGUUCUCA